AUGGAGGAUGCAAUGGCGUUCGCAGGAGUACCCACCGAAGCCGAGGUGCUGGCCUGGUAUCGGGAUGAGAACAACUGGGGCCGAUGGGGCCAACAGGAUCAGCUGGGCGCGCUGAACCUGAUCACCACGGCGAAACGGACCCAGGCGGCGGCCCUGGUACAGACGGGGGAAACGGUGAGUUGCGCCCGUCCCAUCACGACGGACAUGACCCCGGACAUCACCCACCAGGUACAGCGGUUCAUGGUGGACAGCGGCGAGGCCAGGGACACCGAUCCGCUCGAACGCCGCAACUCCCGUCGGGGCGCCGCCGAGUUCAUCGGCAUGGUCUUCCACGGACAGACCAUCACGCACAUUGACGCUCUGUCCCACUACUCCUACGACGGCCUGAUGUACAACGGCGUGCCGGCCGGGGUGGUCACGUCUCGCGAAGGGGCCCAGAGCCAUGCCAUCGACCUCACUGCCCAAGGGCUGGUGAGCCGGGGCGUGCUGCUGGACAUCGCCAAGGUGCGCGGCGUCGACUGGCUGCCGCCGGACGCGCCAGUCAUGCCGGAGGACCUGGACGCGGCCGAGCGCGACCACGGCGUCACGGUCCAGGAAGGAGACAUCCUGUUGGUAAGGACCGGUAACUACCGCCGCCGUUUGGUGGAUGGACCCGUGCCGGGAACGGAGCCCAGCGUGGCCUGCCAUGUCGCGUGCGCUCCCUGGUUCAAGGAACGCGGCAUCGCCAUGCUGGGAACCGACACCUCCAACGAUAUCCGUCCUAACCAGUACGAAAAUAUUGUGUCGCCGCUGCACAUUUCCUGCCUGGUGUACCUGGGGGUCUGGCUGAUCGACAACGCCAACCUGGAGGAUGUCGCCGAGGUGGCGGCGCGGCAUGGCCGGUACGAGUUCAUGCUGUCCAUCGGAGCUUUGCGGCUGCGGAAUGUGACGGGCAGCCCGGUGAACCCGAUAGCGAUUUUCUAG
Molecule: messenger RNA, 963 nt
Organism: Geodia barretti
Lineage: Eukaryota; Metazoa; Porifera; Demospongiae; Tetractinellida; Geodiidae
Source: the annotation of a GenBank genome assembly